Molecule: messenger RNA, 2935 nt
Organism: Schistosoma rodhaini
Lineage: Eukaryota; Metazoa; Platyhelminthes; Trematoda; Strigeidida; Schistosomatidae
Source: the annotation of a GenBank genome assembly
UUAGCUGAAGGCGCUCAGUCAUGCAUCCGUACCAGUUCAUGUUACAGAACGGCGUGGGAUACAUCUCUUAGCCAGAUUAGAUCAGUCACUUCUCGAUAUAUUGAUAACCCAUUAAAUAUAUCUUCCAACCUCCUCGCUUCUGAUUUCUGGUUUAAGCUGGGUGGGCGCGACUCGAUUAUAUAAUGUUUUACUGGUAAAAAGUUGCCAAGCUACAAUACUGGUGGUAUCUUCAGUAUGAUUUAAGCUGACCACAUGUUGCUACGGUUAUUUACCUCAGAUACCCAAUAUCCUGAUAUCCAAAUACAUUACGGGACUCUUUCGGAUGGUGGUGUCCGGCAAAACCUGCAAGGUCAGCAUCAAUUUCGAAUACUUAUAGAACCAUUUAAUCGGGUAUUCAUUUGCCAAAAAAAUGGAAACUCCAAGCAGUGUUGCAUCAGUCAUUUGCGAACUCAGAAUUAUCGACUUGAAGCUCUCAAGCUGAUAAGUGAUGAAAGUAAUUAAACAUAAAUCAAUAUAUGUUUUCAUGAAGCUUGGCCUCGUUAUUGCAUUAUCGAGAGAAAAUGACAAAUAAGGCGCUCUUUAUAAGUAAUGCGCAACCUAUAGGAUGGGCGUCUCUGAAAUCAGUCAGCUGUUGGCUAAUUAAACCCAUAACUUUAUAGAUUUCAUCCGUCAUCCUAGCCAAAGCGUUUCCAACUACUGGUCGAUUAUCUUCGUUGCUGUUCAUAUUUGUGUGCCUUCAUAUACGAUGGAUAAAAAUAUAUGUUCUAGUAAAAGUGAAGUAGAUAUGUUGUGUAAUGCAGAAUCUGAUGUGGAUUCGUUUAUCGAUAAUAAUGCCAUUAUGACCACUGGAGCAGUUGCUCGUAUACUGAAAGAAUCCGAAUCAAUGAAAUCAACUCAACUUCAAGUUGAUGAAAAUGUUGCGCAAUCAUCAAGAAGUCUACUUAGUGAGGAUAGCAGCAGUUCAAAAUCUUCAAUUAAGGCGGCUACUUGUUCAACUUCAGAAGAUCCUUGCUGGACAAAUGACUUGUUGCAUAUUUUUGUUCUUAGCGAGGCUGGAAAACCCAUAUAUUCACGGUACGGAAAUGAAAGUGAUCUAUCCUCCAUAAUGAGCGUUAUGCAAGCCCUUGUUUCUUUCGUUGCGAAUUCUGGAGAUGAGCUUCAACUAAUCAAUACAACUGACAAAAAGUUCUUGUUCGUUUGUCGGUCGCAUCUAAUAUUAGUGGCAUUUAGUCCAAUUUCUGAACCCACUUCACAUUUACUCAUCUGCCUCGAAUAUGUAUAUAACCAGAUAAUAAGCUCAUUAACUUUGCAAAGAGUGGAGAAACAAUUUACAAGACAUGCUAAUUUGGAUUUACGCAAACUCCUUGUUGGAGAUAAUCGACUUUUAUCUUCUAUCAUAAAUCGCGUAGAAGAGACUUUUGGGGUAUUUUUGAAUGCAAUCAGCUGUACACCACUUUCGGAAAAUAACAGAGCUGCAAUAUCACAGAUUAUCUGUCAGAAUGCUAAAUUACGUGGUUUGGUGUUCGGUAUAUUGUUUCACAAAGAUGAUAUUGUUAGCAUUGUACGCAUGAAGGAUCAACAUCUUUCCCCAUCAGACAUUCAUGUACUUCUAAAUCUAAUUGGAAGUUCACAGUCUUUCAAAUCGGCACAAUCUCAUUGGUUACCGAUCUGUCUGCCUAAAUUCGAUGCUAACGGAUUUUUAUAUGCCAGUGUUACUUAUCUUAAUGAUACAACAUUCAUGGUCUUGCUUACUGUUGACAGUGAAAAAUUUUAUCCACUCAAGUCAAUUACAGAAAAAGUAUUCACACUAUUAAAUACUACAAAUAAUGGUAAUCAUUUAUCUGCGAUAAUGUCUUCAAAGUUUCCACAAAUUUCUGAUAUUGGCAUUAAGAAUUUACGGCAUUUUGUAUAUAAAUCUAUUCCAAUCGGCCAAUAUAUUGCCAGUGAAUGGACUGUGCCCUAUGCUAUCGCUUAUGAAUUAUCAAAAGAAUCUCCAGUUGGAAUGGAUCCCGAGAGAAAAACUAAACUUCUUAAUGAUAAUGUUGUAAAUAAAUUACGUCAUAAUGUUUUGUUAUCGUAUAAACGACUUCAUAUGAGAUUGCAUUCCUCUGCAAUACCAACAAGAUUCAUUUACAAAGUGACAAGUACCGAAUUAUUUUUUGGCUGGAAAACAGAUAAUUUCGAAUUGUAUGCCACAUUAGAACCAUUGAUUACAAUAACAGAAUUAGGUGAAAUUCGUAAACAAUUAUUAAAAUGGAUUGAAUCAAAGAAAACACAAUUUUUUAUUUUAUCAUCUCCAACAUUUUAAAUUUGUUAUUUAUCUUAUCAAUACUACUUAUUCAGUUUUUACAUUCAAAAAUGUAUCACCACCUAUUUCAUUAUUUCAUUAUAAUAAUGUGUUAUAAUAUUGAAUAUUUAUUUUAAACUAAUUUGGAAAGUUUUAAUCAUCUAAAAGCACAUUUAGAAGCUGUUCAACAUUAAUUCUAGGUUAAUAGUUCAUAUUCAAAUAUUAUAUUAAAUAAUUAGAUUGUUUAACUUAAUGUCGAUUGACAAACUAUUAAGUUUAUAUUAAGAUUUAUUAAGUGAACUUUAUAAUGAUAUUUUCCAGGUAAUUUUAUUGUUUCUUACAAUCCCUAUAAUAGAACUUGCAAUAAGAUAUAUAUAGAGUUCAUUCAAUUUCAAAUACAAUAUUUCAUCUGUAAAAUGCUAAAAACAUUAAUUCAUAACAUAUUAGCUUACUGAUUAUUAAAAAUCUAAGUAUUGUCUAUAAUUUAUUCUAUUUAAACACUAAGUUAAUAGAUAAAUGUCUUUUGAAUAUACAUAGUGUCGUUAAGACCUCCUAAUAAUACUUAACAAUUAAUCUUUUCCCAUCUAAAGUGGAAAUUAUCCAAACAAAUUAAUAUCACAAUUGGUUGAUCACUGGGUGGUGAUCAAU